This is a messenger RNA of Pediculus humanus corporis (human body louse), 681 nucleotides long. RefSeq lists its product as uncharacterized. Gene Ontology annotation, molecular function: ribosome binding. The transcript has 3 exons. Gene Ontology annotation, cellular component: mitochondrial inner membrane. The record is from RefSeq and is a predicted model, not a curated record. Bases 1 to 681 code for a protein of 226 amino acids. NCBI's taxonomy places the organism in Eukaryota, Metazoa, Arthropoda, Insecta, Psocodea, Pediculidae. Gene Ontology annotation, biological process: protein insertion into mitochondrial inner membrane from matrix; inner mitochondrial membrane organization.
AUGUUUUCCACGUCUUUGUAUCGUCAAAAUUUAUUAAAAAAUGUUUGUUAUAGAGUUAAAUUAUUAAGUAAUUUAAAAUGUCAAAAACAAAAAUGGAAAACAUUUUCAGAUAAUUACAUGUCGUAUCAUGAAAAAAGAGGAAGCGAAAUUAAAAAUGUCGAUAGACAAUUGCCUACGUUAAUUUACGUACAAAAUCCAAUAACGUGGUUUAUAAAUAAAAUUGAUUUUAAAAUGUUAAAAAGCGCUUGGGAUUCGGAUUUUGACGAAGCUGAAUUUAAACGUGGAACAAUGCAGGCAGUGUCAGUUAUAUGUACUUUAAUAUCGAAAAAUUUAUGGGAAAAUUUAAGAGGUUUAGUCGCUCGACAAGCAUUGGUAAGAUUGCAAAGAGAUGUCGAAGUUAAUUGGACUGACCAACAAAGGAGAAAUAUUUUUUUAGAUCCAUCAGAUAUUAAAUUAGCACUCACGAAAAAAGUACACUUUUUAAAAUUGGCAGAUAAGAAAUUUGUCGAUGUUGACAUGCUUUUUGUCGGAUUGAAAUUUAAAAAUAACGAACCUGCAUUUGGAAAUGAUUUAGUCUUAGUCGAAUUGGUCGCCAGAUUUCAUAGAAAUUAUUCACUCGGAGAAAUCCCUAAUUGGACUGUCACAUUAUUUAAAGUUACCCGAUUUAAUGGUACACCUUAA